Thyridium curvatum is the source of this 1449-nucleotide messenger RNA. RefSeq lists its product as uncharacterized. The record is from RefSeq and is a predicted model, not a curated record. Gene Ontology annotation, biological process: signal transduction. The transcript has 3 exons. Lineage: Eukaryota; Fungi; Ascomycota; Sordariomycetes; Thyridiales; Thyridiaceae. The coding region runs from base 1 to 1449 and encodes 482 amino acids. Gene Ontology annotation, molecular function: protein binding.
AUGAGCUUCGUCCAGGGUACUGCCUAUGCCGAGUCCGAUGCGGACGACGAGUACGAGCGAGACAUCCACGACAGCUCCCCGAUCGACCACACCGACGCCGAAGCCUCCCCUACUGAAUCCGACCCGCCUUCCAACGAGCACACUCCGACCACCUACGGCUACAGGAGCAGCGCCGAUCGGCUGCCCGAGACGAUAAUAACGGAGUGGACAGCCGAGGAGUGCGCCGACUUCAUUGCGACCAUUGGGCUGCAACAGUACUCUGAUCGCUUCAUAGAGAAUGAAAUCGUUGGCGAGGCCCUUGUGGCACUGCUUCAUGAUGAUCUGAAGCAGAUGGGCAUCAACAGCGUGGGCCAUCGCCUGACCAUCCUCAAGAGCGUAUACGACGUCAAGAAGGCCCAGGAUAUCCCGAUAGACAGCGACCAGUACAUCCCCAUGUCCGCCGACGUGGAGGCUCAAUAUGCCAAUGCUACACUGAAGGAUAUCAAGCACCUUGUUGAACAGCUCAGGCUCCGCGAUGAGCGGAUGAAUCUGGUUGAGCAGGAUCUGCGCCGGCUGACCGAAGACUUCAGACGCUUGCGGGAGGAUAUGCUUCCGGCGUUGCGGUUGGCAAAGGAUGCGCAGCAACCCCUGCCCAACGUCAACAACGGCCCAUCUUAUCCGUACGACUCGACCAUCUCGCCCCCUGCUCAGACACCUUCUACGGUGCAAUCGGCCGGUGGGCUCAAGAGACAGUACUCGACCAAGAAGAUCAUGCUGGGGACCACUCCCAAGACGACCUCGCCGACACACCUCCAAACUACGCACGACCGUUCGAUAGUCGAACAGACACUGGACCCGGCCAGCGCUGCAGAAAGGGCCGUCCUCUCAUCGUCGCACCUGGCGGCGAUGAAUGGCAGCGGCCAGCCGCAGGUGUCGCCCUCGUAUCCCUCACCGAAUAUACCCUCUCCAACAUCACCGCCGACCACCAUGGGUGGCACUGUACUUGCAUCGCGUUCAUACCGCGGUGACCAGCCUCCCUCCUCAAGCCGUUCUACCUUUGCCGAAUCCGACCACUAUGCCUCUCGCGACAAGCCGCCGGCACCUCGGCGGAUGCAGACACCUGCGCCGGACACACCCAGUUCCAGCUCUGUGGAGAUUUUCAAGUCCUUCCGGGUUAGCAUGGAUGACCCCUGCUACAAGGUGCUCCCCGCGGCUCUCAAGAAAUACCAGAUCAAUGCGCCAUGGGACCAGUACGCGCUCUACAUCGUGUACGGUGAUCAGGAGCGUUGCCUAGGCCUCGACGAGAAGCCCCUCAUCCUGUUCAAACAGCUGGACAGGGAGGGCAAGAAGCCCAUGUUCAUGCUGAGGAAGACGAACAAUGCGCAGGUGGAGGCCGAGACCCCUGGUAGCGCAGGCCUCGGAGCCAGAGGAACUGCUACGGGAUAUGACCCACCCGGUGGCAUCAUAUAA